ACUGUGCACUCCAUUGUUAAUUUCCAUUUCACCGGUAACACGACCGGACCCCACCUGCAUCAGAAAAUGAACUCCCGACCUCUCGCAGCCUGGCACAGUGGUGUCUGCGAUUGCUUUGAAAACGCAAGCACAUGCUGCUAUGGUUUCUGGUGCUGCCCCUGCCUGGCCUGCACAGUUUCAGGGCGACAUGGCGAGAACACAUGCCUACCAUUGUGUGACAUCUUCGGCUCUGGUGUGUGCGCAGCUGUUGGGAUACCAGCCUGUGUGCCUCCUGCAGGUUUGUCCAUGAGGACAUCCAUUCGUAAAACAUACAAUAUCAAGGGGUCGCUCUGUAAGGACAUUCUUGUUUCCUGUUUCUGCGUCUGGUGCAGCUGGUGUCAGUUGCACCGUGAGCUGAAACACCAAAACAAAACGACGGCUGUCGUCAACGUCAUUAAUCAAACGGUCAUCCAGCAGCCUGCUCCUAUGAUGAUGAUGCAAACACAACCCACUGUUUAUGUUGCUCAACAUUAAAAUACUGCAAAUGUGAACUUUUAUGAAUAUUUGCCAAUAUUUACAUUGACUUAAGAUAACCCAGAUUAUAUUUCUACACAUCAGUCUGAUCACUAAUACUGUUGUGGCUGCUAAUUGAAACCGUGAAUAAACAGUACAGGCCAAAAGUUUGGACACACCUUCUCAUUUCAAUGUGUUUUCUUUAUUUUCAUGACUAUUUACAUUGUAGAUUGUCACUGAAGGCAUCAAGUGGUUAGAGUGGCCGCCCUGAGAUCGGUAGGUUGUGAGUUCAAACCCCGGCCAAGUCAUACCAAAGACUAUAACAAUGGGACCCAUUACCUCCCUACUUGGCACUCAGCAUCAAGGGUUGGAAUUGGGGGUUAAAUCACCAAAAAUAAUUUCCGGGCGCGGCCACCGCUGCUGCCCAUUGCUCCCCUCACCUCCCAGGGGGUGAUCAAGGGUGAUGGGUCAAAUGCAGAGAAUAAUUUCUAUGAUUGUGUGUGACAAUCAUAGGCACUUUAAAACUUUAACUUUUAAAACUAUGACACCUGUGAAGUGACAACCAUUUCAGGUGACUACCUCUUGAAGCUUAUCGAGAGAAUGCUAAGAGUGUGCAAAGCAGUAAUCGGAGCAAAGGGUGGCUAUUUUGAAGAAACUAGAUUAUAAAACAUGUUUUCAGUCAUUUCACUUUUUUUUUGUUAAGUACAUAACUCCACUUGUGUUCAUUCAUAGUUUUGAUGCCUUCAGUGACAAUCUACAAAAAAGAAAACACAUUGAAUGAGAAGGUGUGCCCAAACUUUUGGCCUGUACUGUAUAUGAAUUUUCAUGAAUAAUCACCUUGUAUCAUAAUUUCCUAUGCAUUAUACAUUUCUUACAAACCUUGCUUUGAAAUGAGGAUGACAAAGAGAUAUUUAAGUUUUUUUAACAAUAUGAAAUGUUUGGAAUAGAUGAU
Molecule: messenger RNA, 1444 nt
Organism: Entelurus aequoreus (snake pipefish)
Lineage: Eukaryota; Metazoa; Chordata; Actinopteri; Syngnathiformes; Syngnathidae
Product: cornifelin homolog B-like
Exons: 4
Coding region: 67-513 (148 amino acids)
Source: RefSeq, a predicted model, not a curated record